AUGCAUCCCUCAACCUUUCUGACAAUCGCCUCCCUCGCCGCCGGCGCUAUGGCCUCGCGCUCCAUGGGCUACUGCAUGAACUCGGACCGGUCCGGCGGGGACAUUGGGUUGACCAAGUUCUGCUGCGAUUCGCAGUUCGAUUUUCGUCUCAAUGAGGCUGGCGUCUGCAACAUCCCCACGGACAGCUGCUACAGCAUCGCCGAGUGCUGCCAGACGGACUUCUACACGUUCAACACGUGCCCGGACACGUUCCCGUGCGAGAACAGCGCGGUCGACAAGUGA
Molecule: messenger RNA, 282 nt
Organism: Colletotrichum aenigma
Lineage: Eukaryota; Fungi; Ascomycota; Sordariomycetes; Glomerellales; Glomerellaceae
Exons: 3
Coding region: 1-282 (93 amino acids)
Source: RefSeq, a predicted model, not a curated record